GACCAAACUUGUCGCCGGGGAUCCCGUUCUUCUCAGCUUGUUUGCAAUGGCGGAUCCUGUGGAUGACCUGAGUGCAGCUGGGAUCAAAGUCAGAGUGCUGAAUCUCGCUGGCAGUGAAGUGGCGGAGCUGUUGGUAUCUGGCAGGACUUCUGUGAAGGAGAUCAAACGAAAGCUGGAGCAAAGGCUGAAGGAAGAACAGAAAUUCUUUCCAGUCUGUCUGCAAGAUCUGUCUUGUGGCCAUCAGAAACUCGAGGACGCAAGCAGCUGCGAAAGCCUUAGUUGGAAAGAUGGAGAUGACGUCUCUAUCUAUUUGACUCGAAGUUCUGUUGACAUUGAGAAGUGCCUGCCGAUUCUUUGGAGCGCGGAGAGCCGUUCGAAAGCAGCUGCACUGGAAUUUCACGAAAUUGAGAAACUCUGUGCCAAGUGCGAAGAAAUCUUCCAACAUGAGCCCAUGCUCCUGGAGACCUCUGGGCCACUCACCGUGGUCGGCAACAUCCACGGGCAUUUCGAGCAGUUGCUGAAGCUUUUCGAGCAGUUUGGGACUCCAGACAAGCGACGCUAUCUUUUUCUGGGCGGCUACGUGAAUAAAGGCCCCAGAAGUCUGGACACCACCUGCCUCCUAUUUCUCUACAAGGCACAGCAGCCGGAGAAUCUAUUGCUGCUGCGCAGUAACCAUGAGGAGGGACAGAUGAGUCGAAUCUACGGCUUUUACGACGAGUGCAAAAAGCGACACAGCGUCCAUUUGUGGAAGAAUUUCUGCAGAACUUUCAACAUGAUGCCAGUUUGCGCUCUGGUGAAUGAAAAGAUCUUUUGCGUUCAUGGUGGGAUCUCACCUGAGUUGAAGAAUCUGGACCAAAUUAGGCAAUUGGAAAGGCCCUGUGCGGUGCCGGAGUCGGGACUUCUGUGCGACCUGCUCUGGGCGGAUCCGGCGAGAGGCGGCUCCGGCUGGGGCGAGAACGACCGGGGCGUCUCGGUAACCUUCGGAGCAGAUGUCGCGAAGGACUUCGUGACGAAGUUUAAGCUGGAGCUGAUCUGCCGAAGCCAUGAAGUCGUGGAAGAUGGCGUGGCAUAUUUUGCAGAUUGGACAGUGGUGACGCUUUGGAGCGUGCUAAGAUUCAAGGCGAUGGAAACGCCACACAUCGCUGCAGUCAUGGUGGUCAUGGAAGAUGGCCAGAGAACUUUCGAGUUCGUGCGGGAUUAGACCAGGAAAUUCGAGAGGAACCGACCCGUUUGGACUGGUUCUAAGCAUCACAGACUUGUGGCAAGGUGUGACCUAGACCUUCAACUUAAUCGCCGAGAAUUGGUUGAAGGGAAACUUUAC
Cladocopium goreaui is the source of this 1321-nucleotide messenger RNA. Lineage: Eukaryota; Dinophyceae; Suessiales; Symbiodiniaceae. The record is from the annotation of a GenBank genome assembly.